Molecule: messenger RNA, 525 nt
Organism: Penicillium brevicompactum
Lineage: Eukaryota; Fungi; Ascomycota; Eurotiomycetes; Eurotiales; Aspergillaceae
Exons: 2
Coding region: 1-525 (174 amino acids)
Source: RefSeq, a predicted model, not a curated record
AUGCCGUCUGAAUGCGCCGACGGACAUCGCAAGCCCCCCAAAUACCUCUCCGACACAUCGACAAAAAGGGCGAGAACUCGUCGACGCCGCGGAGUUUCUUCCGAACAACAGCCCUGUCAAUCCAAUAAAAGUCAUGAACUCGCUUUCGCAGAGAGAGAAAGACAAACUAUGUCUUCCCAGUCAAUCGAAGAGAUAUUCGAAGCAUUCAUUGAUUCGAGCUUAUACAAUACCGCUAAGCCAAUCACGGAGGUUGGAGGCCGCACUUUCAUGAGCCCUGCCGCGAAGGGGAAUGAGUGGCUUAACCAGUCAUGCCAGAGUGGCGGAGACUGGCAAUUCGCAGAGACAUCACCCAGCGAUUCUGAUAACAGUGAGGAGAGUACGGCUUACCAGUGCUUGGGGGAAAGAGUCAGAGUAAACCCAGCAGAAAAACAGGACUUUCCGGAAGAUAAUCUACACCUCGGAUUCACGAUCAGUAGUGGAUGGUCAGGUACAUUUUUCCCUAACGGGGUCGAUGACAAGCCAUGA